This is a messenger RNA of Brassica napus (rape), 2431 nucleotides long. RefSeq lists its product as uncharacterized. The coding region runs from base 879 to 2192 and encodes 437 amino acids. The record is from RefSeq and is a predicted model, not a curated record. The transcript is spliced from 3 exons. Lineage: Eukaryota; Viridiplantae; Streptophyta; Magnoliopsida; Brassicales; Brassicaceae.
CUUUUAUCUUCUCCAUCUUUAUAUAGUCUAGGUUUCGUUGGCAACCCUUCAACUGUUCUCCUAGAUAUUUGGCUUCAAUUACGGAGCUCGCUUUAGGCUCCUCUUGACCGAGUCUCUUAAGGUGUUAGCUCACUUUCUGUCGUGACCUCUGCUAUGAUGUCUCCCAGGUCCAGUCGUCAGCUCGGCUUUCAGCUCCCUUUGUUAUGAUGGGCUUAUCGCAACCCACAUGCUAGCUCACGCUUAUCGGUACCUCACCUGAGGGUCAUAUUCGGGUCCAACAGUUGCCCCCAGCUUCCGAAUAAAAUCCUUUGUCUCGGAAGCUAGAAUCUAGCUAUCGAUCUUAUCUUUUCGUUAAGAUAAUGAUUAGUUCUUAUCCUAUUUAGAUUCAGCUUACUCGAUCUAACGGUCUUUAUUACGUUUGGCAGAAUCUAUGGUUCAGAUGGAGAGGGUUUGAAAUGACUUUUCCGAAUCUCGAGAGGUGAUGGGAUAUAAAGCGGUGAACAUUAACUGCUAGCCUUCCACUUUCUCCACGCCUCCGUUCGGUUUUCAAGAAAUCGAAGAUCCCCCGAAGCUCUCUACCAAGCUCACCAGGGCUCUAUACCGCAAGUUGCAACAGAGUCCCUGUACCUGGGUGGCCUACACCACUUCUCGAAUAAGUGCAGCCAGAUUCCCAGAUACCUACAACGCCUCUUUCCAAGAUCCCAUUCCUGCUGAGAACCUUGAGAGUGAGUUCUUGUCCGAACCUUUUCAAUGAUUUUAUCGCUUUGAAGUUUUUAAACUUAAGGAUUUCCAUUGUUCCAGUUUCGGCAGGCGAUUCGGUUGUAUCGAUCUCAACUGGUGCUAGUGCUUCGGGAACUGAAAAGUCUCAGCCAGGUGACAUGACUCUGCGACCGUCAUUCCGUUCUAGGGGUAACCCCUCUAAAGCUGCCAGUGCUUCUCGUGGAAGCGACAGGAACCAAGGAGGAUCGUUCCUUAUCUCAAUGAAGGAAGUUUUGGACGACGGAGGAUCCAAACCUGUUGUCGAGACUACUCCAACUGAGGUUGUAGCUCAGGAUGCUGCUCCUCUCCCUGAGGUCCAGGUGCCGGAGGCUGACUACCAGGCUCCGAAGGGUACCUCUGAGAUCGAGCCGUCGAGACACAAGAGGCCCAGGAUCGAUCAGGGCGGAGCUUCCAUCCGUUCUUCUUCCUCGUCCUCUAGAGGAGGGACUGUUGGGUGGAGCUUUACCCAUUCGAAGCCUGGGUCGAUCCUGGAUGACUCUUGGGGCCUAGCUGCGAUAAUGAGGCACCUGAAGAGCGUGGGAUGUCCCCUUCCAGCGCUCAAGGACCUGACUAACCGAGAUGAGUAUCUCGAUAUUGCCCACUGUAUGGGUCAGUUGGCUGGGGCUGUUAACAGGGCCCAGCUCAGGUUUGAGAAUGCUCUGUGUGCUGCCCCCAAUGCUGGUGAACUUGCUGAGGUUACCGAGAUGGUUAAGGCAGCCAAAACCGAUCUUGACCAAGCCCGGGUUCGAAUUUCUGAACUCGAAGCCGAAGUGACGAGGCUAGGCUCGAAGGCCGAUGCUCAGCAAGGAGAGAUCGAGAGUCAAAAGCUCGAUAUCCAGGUGAAGAGCAGGAGGAUCAAUGAUUUAGAGGCUGCUCGAAAGAUAGCUGAGCAUCAAGUACGUGAGCUCAUUGCCUCAUCCCGGGAUAGCCAGAAGAACAAGGAAGCUGAAGUCAAGCUGGCUGUCAGGGAAGGGAAGAAAGAAGUCGCCGAAGCUUACGGCAAGAUCCUGGUCUGUGUUAAGGAGAAGUUUGCUAGGAAGAAAGAUGAGGUCGACGCUUUGGUGUACGCUCAGGAGCUCCAAGCUAAUGCCGACCUCUUGAAGGAUAUGCUGAACAACAAGAUCCAAAGCGUUGAAGAGGAGUACAACCAAUUGGUGGCCUUAUUACCAGAAGCGACAACUGCGUAUGAGAAGGCUCAAGUCUCUGACUUCUCGGUCAGCAAGCUUCCUCUUCCCCAGAUCUCGGAGAGUUCAGGUACUUUCGAGAUUAACAUGUUUAAUCCAUCCUUUUCUGGGGAGUAUGGCUCUAAUUUGGGUUUGAUGGCUCCUGACUUAGCUCCAGUCGAGGCAGCAAUAGGAGGUGACGGCAAUGUGGUCGAUGAGGGAGUUCCUGCCGGUGCUGGUGAUCCGAUUCAGGAAGAGAAGGAAGAUUGAGAGCUACGGCUCUUUUAACUUUAUGUUUUGUGUUUUUAAGACUUCGGCCUAAGGGCUUUGUUUCGUUAUGUUUUGUGACUUAGUGCCUGAGGAGGCCUUUAAACCUUAACGCUUGCUGGAUUUCAAUAGCCUGGGGAGGUUUUUAAACCCUUUCUUAUGUUUAAAUCGUGGCUAUUAUUUCUGUUUUAAGUUUUUGAACUUAACCUCGUUUCAUUUAAUCAUAGUGAUUGCGAAUCUCA